AUGCUGCGAGUCAACCUACUGCAGCUCCGGAAGCGGCUGCCAAUGCUCAGAGUGAUGAUAGUACUCCCAGUCGUGAAAAUUCUGGCAGCUCCUGGAAUGGGCACUGGGGUCGAGCCUCCAAUUCUUCUUGGGGUGCCAACGGUAGCCGUUGGGGACACACUGGUUGGGACUGGAAUAGGCCUUACUGGAGUGGAGAUACUCACUAUGGCGGUUGGUCGUGGAAUAGUGGUUGGGGUCAGCGCCCUUGGGGACAAUGAGGCGGUUGGCCAGCAGGUGCUUCAGGUCAUUUUGGUGCUGAACAGGCGAGAUCGCGCUCAAGAGGGUAAAAUCGGUGCAAGCGAGAAGAUGACGGUGCCGGGUUUCGAUGCCGAAGCUACUGGCGAGGAACUGGGAACGAGCGCUCGUUCCUAUCUGAGACAGGUGGAUGCAUGGUGCAAGGUAACCCGUACACCCCCUGAACAACGUGCCCUUCUCCUCUAUCAGAACCUUAGUGGUAGAGCCUGGAUUGAGGCUGAAGAGCUCAAUGUUGAGGAGCUGGCUAGUGCCGCGGGCCUUUCCGUCUUCAAGACUUGGGUUCAAGAAAGAUAUCAGGAAGUUGAGGUUUCUAAGAUUGCGGAGGCCCUUACCAGCUUCUUUCGCAGGCUCAAGCGCAAACCGGGACAAACCAUUCGGGAGUUCAAUUCAACAUUUGAUCGAGGUCACGCCCGUCUCCUUGAGAUUGAUUGCCGCCUCCCCGAGGUUGCCAGGGCUUGGGCCUACUUGAAUGCCUUGAUUCUUUCAAACUCAGAAGAGCUUGCACUGCUGGCCUCUGUUGGGAAUGAGUAUCAUACAGGUAGGCUUCAAAGGGCUGCUGUUCUUCAUUGGCAACCUAAGAAGGGUCUGGACACUGGCGCUGUUGGUCACGGAGGCAAGGGUACUAAGCAUGCCUUCCUCACCGGGGUUGGGGAUGAAGAUGCGGAGUCCGGAAAUGGGGUUCAAGAGGAUGAAGAGGAGAUCCUCCCUGAAGAAAUGGCCGCUGAAAUUCAUGAAGCAUAUGUCGCUCAAGAAUCUGCUAAAGCUAGAUUUCGUGAAGUUGCUAAAGCUGGAGGUGCUGAUCCUGCUGUCCUUCGUGACCCCAAGAAGAGCCACGCCAACCAAGACGACUCCUCCAAGGUCACGGUUGAACAGAGACUUCGGCUGGCUAAAGCCCGUAGCUAUUGCACAGGGUGCGGCCGUCGUGGACAUUGGCGUAAGGACAGCCACUGUCCUUUGAAUCAGGGCAAGACAUCAGACAACGGUUGGCUCCAGGGCUACUUGAAGGUUGCAAAGGAUGCCGGCGCGAAGACGCAGCUCCUGAAUGCCCAGGAAGAUUUCCGGUUUGGUGCGUCCAAGGUCUUCCGGGCUUCCGAGGCUACGUAUACGGCCACUUUGGUUUUGUCAGUCCGAGGAAAGAGCUUUCUUCUCCGGGCUUCGGUUGUUCAAGGAGAUGUGCCACUGCUGUUGAGUCGCAAGGUCCUCAGUAAGCUUGGUAUGGUUUACGAUGUGGAACGGCAUACUGCAGAGUUCAAGCAUCUGGACAUUCCGGAGUAUCGCCUCCUGACCACUGAAAGCGGGCAUCCUGCCAUUCCGGCAAAGUCUAGCGCUGUAGAUGGCCUUGUGAUUCCUACGCUGGGGAUGAGACCAACUGCAAACCUCAACAGCUUCUCCUUCAAGACUAUCUUCUAUCCCAAAAAGAUUCCGAAUGUGAUCUUCAACUUUCUCACUGGGGAGACCUUGAACUAUGACAUGUUUGCUAAGUGGUGGAGGGAGAAGAUGCUCUUCGACCCUAGCAAGUGGAUCACCAGCCAGGAGGAUGUGAAGAAGAAAUUGAUGCGGCAACUCCUGAGCAUCGCUUUAGAGGGCCUGAUACUGGAGCUCCCCAUGACUUCAACUCCGAAGACGCCUUGGCAAAUGACGAAAGCGGAACUGGUAGCCGAGGCUACCCGCCAGGGAUCCAUCGUUCACCCCUCAUGGAAUGUCGGAGAGAUUCGUCAGGUCUUCAUCGAACACCGGAGGGUCAACGACGGUGUGAAUCUUAUGCCCAAGGGACUUGGCUCCAUGAGUCUUGCACAACUCAAGGAGCAGUGUGUGAAGCGCGCGGUGGAUGUUCCGGAGAAGGCGGUGAAAGGACAACUCCAACUACUCCUUCGCCGAACCCACUCCCCACCAGGAGAGGCGGUGGUGAGCUUUGGCCGCCAUGCCAGCAAACUGUACUGGGAGGUACCGAUGUCGUACCUCAAACGCACGAUGGCCGAGGUCAAGGCGAACCAGGGCAACUCUUCGCACGACUUGAUCCACCUGGUGGCCAUCCCGGAGGAGAACGAGGAUGCGAGCUCAGCGGGGGCCUCAAGCUGGAGUCAGGCGCCCGAGCCCCGAUUGAGCAAGGGGGACGCGAGUGGCCCCAAACAUGGCUAUCUUCCGACAUCAUCGCCGAGCCCGGUGGUUCUCAAGCGUCGGGCCAAGGAAGAGCAGACGGAGACCCAGUGCAUGCAGGAGGGGGCCCCCGAGAUGUGGGAUGGUGACUCCCUUGACGAUCCUUUCAAUGGCCUUUCAGUAGAGCACUUCGCCAAGAAGCUGUGCGAUGAAAAGGACUUCUCCUCCCAGUCGUGUGAGCGCAUUGUCAAGUAUGUGUGUGCCAAGUCCCGGAACGAGAGAAAGCGACAGGUUGCAGCCAACACAUGUUCAGUUGCACUCGGGGCAUACACUCACGGAGCUUUCCAUGGGGCAAUAAAGAAGACAUUCAGGUAUUUCCAUGUGGCGCAGUACUUGAACAAGUUCCUUCGUUUUCAUGGCGCCCGAGGUCCUCGGAGUUCAACCCAGCUCAACUUUGAUGCCGCAAUCAAUCCGCAUAAAGAAACAUCGGCGCUAUGUGAUGGAGCGACGGCCUCCGGUCUCUACUUCAACACCAAGGACCAAAUUCAGGCCUUCGAUCCGAAGCGCAAGCAUGGAGUUGAUGAUCUGAGUCUUCCCGAUCGUGAUGUUCUGAGCACAUGCGGCUUCCACCUUAAUGAUCUUGAAGAAUCUGGUGCUCCCCGCCAGGAGAAACACAAGGUGAUCGAACAUCCUUCGCUUCUGGAAGUUGGCGGCUAUGAUAUCACCCUGGAUAUCGCUGAAUCUGGUGGAUCCUCGGCUACGCCCGGGAAUGCCAUCUCUUUGGAUGCCAAAGCCAGUAUGCUGGAGCUGAAGAUGCGACUGACUUCCACUGGCCUGUCCUGGUCCCUUUUGUCGAUGUCUCUUGGCCACGGCGCCAGCCGGAGGGGCUUCGGGAAGGGCAACGUCACCGGAGUCAAGAUCAAACUGCAAAGAGGCUUCGUCUUCGGGAGAAAUCUCUUGAUCCAUGUCGGCAUCUUGGUCUUCGGCUACCUGUUCUGUGCUCCUCAGCAACUAGGUGACAUCUACCUGCGAGAGACACCACCAAUUGCCGCCCUCAGCCCCAAUGAUAGUCAGCGGAGAUUGUGCCUGGAGCUCCAAACACGAGAAAGCGAACACGCGGCCUUCCGAGCGGCUGAGGACAAACAGUUUCAAGAGCACUUGGAUCACACGGCUUUGAUUCCCCUCUCUCCAGAAGAGAGUGCCCGAGGAGAAGCUGAAGUGGAUCCGUCCAGGAUUUUGACCUCCAGAUUCGCUUAUCGCGAUAAAAACUACUCGAGGCGCAAGCUUGAUGCCUCAGUAGCUAGGCGGCAUAAAUCCAGGUUGGUAGUAUCCGGACAUCAGGAUCCGGAUGGCGCUGUGCUGCAGACAGACGCCCCUACCAUCAACCGUCUCUCAGUGUUGUCCCGCUUGCAACUCGUCGCAAGCCGGCGUAAGUCCCAUGGCUGGGAGGCAGCCGCUGGAGAUAUUCAGGCGUUUUUAAACGGGGAUGCGCUAACAAGAGAGCUCUUCUUGCACCAACCCCGCACUGGGUUGAAGAACCUAGCGCCGCAACAACUGCUCAAGAUCAACAAAGGCAUAUUUGGAUUGCUAGAUUCGCAUCGCAGAUGGUGGCGACGCCUCCGGCAGGACGCUUUGGCACUGGCGCUAGUCCUUGACGGGGUUGAGCAUAGAUUCGUGCAGAACGCUCUGGACCCAUGCGUUUUCCAACUUGUUGGUCCAAGCAGCAGCCCCGAAGCUCACCCUGAACCUGUAACCUACAGCGGUGUUCAUGUAGAUGACCUGUUGGUUGUUGGGAGCAGACAAGUAGGUCAGCAAGUUAGAGAUGCCUUGUCCGCGGCCUUCCCGGUGGAUGGUUGGGAGAUUGAUAACUUCGAGUACAUUGGUUCACAUGUGACUGUCUCCGACGAAGGUGUGCAUGUGUCUCAGGAAGCCUACGCAACUUCUAGACUUUUUGAGGUUGAUCUUGUUAAGGGCCAGCAAGACCUUGACCUAGCCUCUACAGAGCAGAAAAUCGAUAACCAAUCACUCAUCGGGGCACUUUCGUGGUUGGGUUCUCAGACCCGCCCAGACCUUCAGCGCAGUGUGUCCCUGGCGCAGCAGCUUCAGAAGGCUCCUACAGUCGGAGAUAUCAAGUUCACCAACCAGGUCGCGCGCCGUGCUUGGAGUCACCGAGACAAAGGGAUCUGGCUUAGACCCCUUGAUCUUUCUUCACUGGAGUUCGUUGUGUACCACGAUUCUGCCUUGGCUAAUGCGCUCUUAGAGGGGGAGGAUGGUUUCCGUUUGUCUUCUGAAGACCAUGAGCUCGGAACUAUGACGACUGGUCCCUUUGCUGACAAGACCCGGAAGGCUAGAAGGGAGAACUCCAAAGUGGCCCGUCAGUUCGGAAUCCUGAUCUAUCUCACUGACUCCGCUCGUUAUCUUGAAGGAGGUGGAGUUGGCAGCAUCCUCGAUUGGAAGUCGACGGCUAAUCCGAGGGUCUGUCGGUCUACUUUUGGGGCCGAGACGAUGGCCUGCGCUGAGGCCGUAGAGAUGGGGCAGUACGUUCGGUCCUUCGUUGAGACGGUUCUGAAAGGGAGUCUGCAGCGCGUAGAGUUUCUUGCUGGAAGCCAGUUGACAUGCGUCACGGACUGUACAUCACUCGUUGACCAUUUGCACCGUGAAGGAAUACCUAGAGUUCCUUCUGACAAACGUCUCGAGAUAGAUCUAGCCGCUUUGCGCCAGCAUUUUGAGCUCGAGAGACUUGACCGAAGAGAAGCUUCCACUCUUCUGGGUUCCUACCGGGUUCCAGUUAGCCGAUAUUUUGACUAA
This is a messenger RNA of Symbiodinium pilosum, 5199 nucleotides long. The record is from the annotation of a GenBank genome assembly. NCBI's taxonomy places the organism in Eukaryota, Dinophyceae, Suessiales, Symbiodiniaceae.